Messenger RNA from Manihot esculenta (cassava), 4649 nucleotides. Its product is annotated as histidine kinase 3. The record is from RefSeq and is a predicted model, not a curated record. Lineage: Eukaryota; Viridiplantae; Streptophyta; Magnoliopsida; Malpighiales; Euphorbiaceae. Gene Ontology annotation, biological process: phosphorelay signal transduction system; phosphorylation. The transcript has 11 exons. Bases 919 to 4005 code for a protein of 1028 amino acids. Gene Ontology annotation, molecular function: phosphorelay sensor kinase activity.
UGCUUUGGGCGGAUGGUAUGGAUAGAGAUAAUGGCCUACGCUAGAAGACAUUUCUACAACGAUACUCUUCUCAUCUCCCUUUCCUCAGAUUCUCUCUUUGUGAGUGUGUUCAUGAAUCCAAUCUUGUUAGCUUCUUUUUCUACUGCUGCUGCUGCUGCUGCUGCUGUUACUUAAUCUUCUAUCGACCUUGAUGAUUCUUUAUGGGUUACUACUCUUGUUGCAUAAACUAGAUUUUUGAGAGGUUGCUGAUAUACAUCAUACACACACUAGAGAUGUCAGAUGUUAACACAUUCACAUGAUUUUGUUGUUGUUGCUGUUUAAUUUUGGGAAUUCGUGGGCUUAUAGACUAGAUUUGUCCUGUCAGAGAUUUCUGAUUUAAUAACUGCAUUUCGAAUCUUCGUUGGUCCAUUUCGUGUUCUGGGUUUUGGUUGGUGUUGGUGGUGGUGGUGGUGGCUAACAGGAUAAAAGCAGACUUAUGUUUAGAAUUAGAAACUUGGAAUCUAUGGAUUCUUUGAUUCUUUCUUGUGGGUGUGUGUGAAUUUCUUAUCUUCAUCUUUGGGUUGUUUCUUGUGCUCAAUCUGAAUUUGUAGCUCCUGUUAGUGGAUAAGAUAGCAUCUUCUCUCAUACCCACUUCUCCUUUUCGAUUCCACUUGUUUAUAGUGGAUUUUGAGUUUGGUGGACCUUGUUCCUCCUUAUUCCUUGUGCCUCUUUGGUGUUAAACUUCUAAGUUUGUACUAUUACUAUUCUUCACUUUGGGUUUUGCGAGACAGCUUCUGUAGAUUUGGUAGCGGCUCUCUCUCUCUCUUUCUCUCUCCCACCACACUGCCCCUUUUCCCAUGUUUUCUACCUGGAAUUAACAGUAAGAGCCGCUUCAGCUUGGAACUGUUUCUUGGUAGCUUGCCUUGGCAACUGAUUUGGAUGAGUUUGCUCCAUGUAUUUGGGUUUGGUUUAAAGGUGGUGAAUCUACUUUGGAUGUUAUGUUGCUGGAUUUUGUCAGUAAUUUCCAUGAACUGGUUCGUCAAUGAUGAGACCAAGACUGGUUUGCUCGGUGAUGGUGGCAAGAUGUGGCUCAUGUUCUGGGAAGCGAAUAGUUGCAAAAUGCAUCAUCACUACUACCAGUAUAUUGGGUCAAAGAGAGUUAGAAAAACAUGGUGGAGAAGGCUCUUGGUGGCAUGGGUAAUUGGCUGGAUCAUGGUCUCUUUAUGGAUCUUAUGGUACAUGAGCUCACAAGCGGCGGAGAAAAGGAAAGAGACCCUUGCAAGCAUGUGUGAUGAGAGGGCCAGGAUGCUACAGGAUCAGUUUAAUGUGAGCAUGAACCAUGUGCAGGCUAUGUCCAUUUUGAUCUCAACCUUUCACCAUGGCAAGAACCCUUCUGCUAUUGAUCAGAGGACUUUUGCAAGGUAUACAGAAAGAACUGCUUUUGAGAGGCCCCUCACAAGUGGUGUGGCAUAUGCUGUAAGGGUGCUCCACUCUGAAAGGGAACAAUUUGAGAAACAACAAGGCUGGACAAUUAAGAGGAUGGAUACCCUGGAACAAAAUCCAGUUCAUAAAGAUGACUAUACCCCAGAAUUAUUGGAGCCAUCCCCAAUCCAAGAAGAAUAUGCCCCUGUCAUCUUUGCACAGGAUACCAUUUCACAUGUGGUUUCUCUUGAUAUGCUGUCUGGAAAAGAAGACCGUGAAAAUGUGUUGCGUGCUAGAGAAUCAGGAACAGGGGUUCUAACUGCUCCUUUUAGGUUGCUGAAAACUAACCGCCUUGGAGUUAUAUUGACAUUUGCUGUUUACAAGGGAGAUAUCCCCUCAAAUGCAACUCCAAAUGAGAGGAUUAAAGCGACUGAUGGGUAUCUUGGAGGAGUCUUUGAUAUUGAAUCGCUUGUUGAAAAGCUACUGCAACAGCUUGCAAGUAAACAAACUAUCCUAGUGGAUGUGUAUGACACUACUAAUCAAUCUCACCCCAUCAGCAUGUAUGGCUCAAAUGUAUCAGAUGACGAAUUGCAACAUGUUAGCUCUCUUAAUUUUGGAGAUCCCCAUAGAAUGCAUGAGAUGCAUUGCAAAUUCAAACAAAAGCCACCAUGGCAAUGGUUAGCAAUAACAACUUCGUUUGGGGUCCUUGUGAUAGCAUUGCUUAUUGGGCAUAUUUUCCAUGCAACUGUAAAUCGGAUUGCCAAAGUUGAAGACGAUUAUCAUGAAAUGAUGGAGCUUAAAAAACUAGCUGAGGCAGCUGAUAUAGCAAAAUCUCAGUUUCUUGCUACAGUUUCUCAUGAGAUCAGAACCCCAAUGAAUGGUGUUCUGGGAAUGUUACAUAUGCUUAUGGAUACGGAUCUAGAUGUAACUCAACAAGAUUAUGUCGGAAUUGCACAAGCCAGUGGAAAAGCUCUUGUCUCAUUAAUCAAUGAGGUUUUAGAUCAAGCAAAAAUUGAAUCAGGUAAGCUUGAGCUUGAGGAUGUGCGGUUCAAUCUACGGGCAAUUUUAGAUGACGUACUACCGCUCUUUUCUGACAAGUCUCAAGGAAAAGGAAUAGAGUUGGCUGUUUACAUCUCUGAUAAUGUUCCUGAAAUGCUAAUUGGUGAUCCAGGGAGGUUCCGGCAAAUCAUAACCAAUCUCAUGGGAAACUCAAUAAAAUUCACGCAUCAAGGGCACAUCUUUGUCACCGUCCAUCUUGUGGAGGAGGUGAUUGACUUCAUAGAUGUGGAGACAGAAUCAUCAUCAAGGAAUACCUUGAGUGGUUUUCCCAUUGCAGAUAGACGCCGCAGCUGGGCAGGAUUUAGGACUUUCAGUCAGGAUGGGUCUAGUCGUACUCUUUUGGCAUCCUCUCCUGACCUUGUCAAUCUAAUUGUUUCUGUUGAGGAUACAGGAGAAGGGAUCCCUCUUGAAGCCCAAUCUCGCAUUUUCACUCCUUUUAUGCAGGUUGGCCCAUCCACUUCCCGAAAAUAUGGAGGCACAGGGAUUGGCCUAAGUAUAAGCAAAUGUUUGGUUGGCCUCAUGAAUGGGGAAAUUGGGUUUGUAAGCAUACCCAAGAUCGGGACGACCUUUACAUUUACUGCUGUUUUUGGCAAUGGCUGCUCCAGUUCUCAUGACUACAAGAGUCGCAAAUUCAGCAACCAGUCUAACGCUAUCUUUUCAGAAUUUCAAGGCAUGACAGCAUUAGUUGUGGAUCCAAGGCCUGAAAGGGCCAAGGUUUCAAGAUAUCAUAUUCAGCGGCUUGGAAUUCAUGUUGAAGUGGUUUCUGAUUUAAAUCAAGCUUUCUGUAGCAUAAGCAACGGGAAUGCUGUUGUCAACAUGGUUCUUAUUGAACGGGAAGUUUGGGAUAGGGAUUCAAGUGUUUCAGCUCUAUUCAUCAAUAAUACAAGGAAAAUUGAUCAUGGUGUUUCUCCAAAACUAUUCCUUCUGGCUAAUUCUAUCAGUUCUUCCAAAUCGGACGCUGCAACUUCUGGUGUUUAUACUCCUAGUGCCAUCAUGAAGCCCCUUAGGGCAAGUAUGCUGGCUGCAUCAUUGCAACGAGCAAUGGGUGUUGGGAACAAGGGGAAUCCACGCAACGGGGAUCUCUCCAACCUUCUUCUUGGGAGAAAAAUUCUUAUUGUAGAUGACAAUGCUGUAAACCUCAAAGUAGCUUCUGGUGCUUUGAAAAAGUACGGAGCUGAUGUGGUCUGUGCAGAGAGUGGAGAAAAGGCAAUCACAUUGCUUACUCCACCCCACCAGUUUGAUGCUUGCUUCAUGGAUAUCCAGAUGCCGGAAAUGGAUGGUUUUGAAGCUACAAGGAAAAUUCGGGAUAAAGAAGACAAUUUCAACAAUUCUAUUCAGAAUGGAGAUGCAUCAGCUGAAGCCUAUGAAAAUUUUCCAAAUUGGAAAGUUCCCAUCUUAGCAAUGACUGCAGAUGUAAUUCAAGCUACACAUGAGGAAUGCCUAAAGUGUGGAAUGGAUGGAUAUGUUUCUAAACCUUUUGAAGCUGAACAACUAUACAGGGAGGUUUCACGAUUUUUUCAGUCAACUUCCAAUGUGAUCUUAUAGAGGAGGCUUAUAUUGAAAUUCACAUGAUGUGAGCGCCCACGGUUCCUGGGACGUGUUUACUUGAAUUGGUUAAGUUUUUCUCCCAAGAGAACACAUUUGUUUUAUUGCUGAGUGUAUAUAAAAGCCAUGAUGGAUAGCUCUCGAGUUUCAUUGAUUGUUUCGAGAACCACACGGUGAAGCUGGUUCAUGUUUCCUAGUAAAGUUGAUCUCAUUUGCUAGCUGUCAGUUAGGAUUGGUUGUGUGAGACUUGUGCAGACGCAAAGCUUUUAGGAUAGGAUAUCGAAUUCGAUAAUAUAUACCUGUUUCGAAUGGAUGGAGGAAUCCUGACAUUUGAGUGUAUCAUAGAAGCAAUGGAAUAUCAUCAUCUUGUCCUUGCAGAAAUAAAUUCAUGAUGCUCCAAAAAUUUCUUUCUUCGAGGAUUAUCCAUUUGUAGCGUAGGUGGUAGAUUCAGGUGAAAAGAGGGAAGACAAGCUUCUUGGCAGAGGAAGAGAACACAUCAUGCGUAUUAAUAUUGUAGAAUUAAUAAGAUAUUGAUGUAAUCAUAAUAUCUCAUUUCUUCAUCAUUUUGUACCAAGAAUUGAUGCAAUAGAGAGUGACAGUGUAUCAAAUCUCAGUAAUCCCAUCUCAUGGUUUUUCUCUGGUUA